Messenger RNA from Histoplasma mississippiense, 2784 nucleotides. RefSeq lists its product with no specific name. The coding region runs from base 1 to 2784 and encodes 927 amino acids. The transcript has 5 exons. NCBI's taxonomy places the organism in Eukaryota, Fungi, Ascomycota, Eurotiomycetes, Onygenales, Ajellomycetaceae. The record is from RefSeq and is a predicted model, not a curated record. Gene Ontology annotation, biological process: retrograde vesicle-mediated transport, Golgi to endoplasmic reticulum.
AUGAAAUCCCUUGCAGAAUUGUCCGAUGCCCAUCUCAUCGUCUUUGCCGUUCAGCUCUGCGUAAACGGCGAUGUGUCCGCAUUGCCACGUUUACAGUCCCAUUUCCAUGGCGGCGAUAACAUCGAUAUAUUCCUCCGCAUUAUUUUGACCUUUCUGCCUGAGAGCACCGAGCCUUCCCGAUACACCCCUGUUAUUGAGAGCCUAGUCAACGGAUCCACACCUCCCGCAGAGGAUGGAAAUGAUGAUUUGGAUCUUGCUUCAGUUGGACAGCUGCCUACAUCUGCAGCGAGGAAACAGGUCCAACGACUACAUCUUCUACCGCUCCGGUACCCCGGGCAUGCAGAACACGAACCAGAUAUCCCACUGGUUCAAUUUCUCAUCCAUCGAGCGCACAGAAUAGACAACGAGUCGGGGCUACAGCCUUUUAUUAUCGAGCUACUGGAGCCAUUCCUUCACACUUCGGAGUACCUGCAAACCUGGGUCAUAUCGACCGCGCUACCUCUACUUCGAUUCAAUUAUGAAUACCAUUGGGAGAAUGACGUUGAGUUAUCUUUGGACAUUAUACAGUCGUUGGAUUCAGGAAGCGCGGUCAACAUCUUGCUGUCAAAGACUGAGUCGCGGAAUAGGGGUGGGGAUGUAGGCAGAGACUUAAGGGGUCUGGUAGGGCCAUGGAUGUACGGUCAUGCGAGCUCGAAAAGACGGAAACUCACUCAACUUGAGCGUUCGGGGUCAAUUGCUAUAUUUGAUAACAGAGAACCUUCGUCUGAGUCAGAAAGAGACGGAUGGCAAGAAGUUAACGAGUGGCUGCUGUCGACCAGCAUGAGGGACUUUCCCAUGGCAGUGGAAGCUGUAGAACAAUGGUCAGGUCCGGACGAUAUAGAUUUUGGCGGCUAUAAUAAGUCGGAAGGUUUGGGGUUAUCUAAUGGCGAUACUCAACUUUCUCUCAACUACGGUCAAGCCGCGCUUGCUACUAUUUAUGCGACCACAGUAGCUACACCAGAGACCCUCGAUGGAUCCUGUCGUGUUGUAUCCAGAAUUGCGUCCUUGCUUGAGAUUCCUGGUCACUCUGUCCUGCGCAUAUUUGAAAAUGAUCUCGAGCCUCUCAAUCUCGACCUUACUUGCCUUUCCGAUAUUGCUCGAGGCGCCAUUCUCCAGAAUGCUCUGCUAGAGCCUUCUAAUCCCCUCACAUUCCCCACUACUCAGUCAAUCGCGUUCAUUGACGCCAUUCUUGUUUCUAUUCGUACUUUGGCUGGCUUCGGCCAUGCAAUUUCAUGCAGGGCGGCUGCGGAUAUUUGUCUACUCGCUAGCGAUGAAAUGCAGCUCUCAGAGUUUCAUUCUGUUGUUGAAGCCCUGCAGCGGGACCAUAAAACAGGACGUGACUGGAAGAAAGUCAGGCUACAGCUACUCUGGUUGAGAGACUGGGGCUAUUCUGAUCAAUUCGAGAAGCUUGAAGCGAAACUCAUUCCCGGCCAUGGGCUUUUCUGGCGCGUUCCUCUAGUUCUCCUCGAAGGGGAAAUAUUGAAAACUAUGUUAAAUGCAAGACAAUACGAGGUUGCGGUUGAGAUCUACGCCAAUACCCUAACCUCGCUCGAGUCAUUUGGACCUUACUUCCCACACUCUGAAACAUUUCACCAAAUCAGGGCGUUGAUAUCCGCUACGCAUUCAUUAUCAUUAUAUUCCCUGACGCUGCAACAUGGAGUCCCAUUCCAACCUGUCAGCAUCCGCGUGCACCAUGAUCCCCUUUCAUUAAUUGGCAAAGUCCUCGAGCAAAAUCCCAAAGCAUACACAGAACUCGAUAAUCUGAUUACAAUUGCCCGACACCUCGUUACCGCAGGCUUUCCCGCACGUCCCAGAGGCGGCGAUGAGCCAAUACACAACAAAGAAACCCCGUCUCGCGAAGAAGAAUUGUUAGCCUCAGAUCAUCGAAUCAUAUCACUCUCCAUCUCCGCUGCUCUAGAAGCCAAUGAUUUUGAUACCGCAUAUUCCUACGUUCUCACACGCCUGGCUCCACCAUCAAUAACAUCAAAUACUGCGAUAGCCAAAGGCGAUGAUGUAUCAUGGCGUGCCGCGUAUAAUGCUGGUCGACAUCGCUCAAACGUCUCGGAAUCAACUAAUAAACCGCUCCAAUCUCAGAUCCUCCACCUUUCCCAACGCAUGGAACUGCUCUCUCUAGCGCUAAUACUCACACCUUCACCCGAGAACCUCCCAGAGAUCCUUGCCGUAUGGCGCCGCUGCGAUGAAGAGAUGACUUCCCUCCGCGCGCGAGAGUCGGCAGAGGCCGAAAACUGGGACGCGCGGGGGGAUAGUAUCACAUCCAGCUCAAAAACCUUGCCAGGCGGUUUCGGCCCGUCCGAUGCUGAACUCGAUGCUCUAGAAACAGAGCGAGCUAAGUGGUUCCGGACGGGGCAGGCCAAACGCACAUCCCACUUGGCCGGCGGGUAUGAAGAGGCGCCCAUGGGGUUAUUUGAAGUGGCGCGCGGCGCGGCUCAGGCAAUUAGCAAAACCGCGUUUCCGCUUCGUGGCUCUGAGACUGGUUCUCCUGCUAGUGGUGUUUCAAGUGAUUCGAGACGCAUUAGUAUGGAUGCCAUGGGUACGGGAGGCGGAAGUGGUGGCGAGGGAAGUGCGGGUGGACGGGUUAGGAAGAGGGAUGUUGUGCAGUUCAUGAUGCAAAAUUCCACCCAACACAGCUUGAAACAUAGAAAAGUUGUAGGAGGAUCCUCUAUAUAUGUCCCAGUCCCAUGCAAGGUCACACAGCCAGUCUACGAGUCAACAACAGGAAUGUGA